This is a messenger RNA of Notolabrus celidotus (New Zealand spotty), 4786 nucleotides long. RefSeq names its product multidrug resistance-associated protein 9-like. Gene Ontology annotation, biological process: transmembrane transport. NCBI's taxonomy places the organism in Eukaryota, Metazoa, Chordata, Actinopteri, Labriformes, Labridae. The record is from RefSeq and is a predicted model, not a curated record. The coding region runs from base 106 to 4158 and encodes 1350 amino acids. Gene Ontology annotation, cellular component: membrane. Gene Ontology annotation, molecular function: ABC-type transporter activity; ATP hydrolysis activity; ATP binding. The transcript has 30 exons.
GAGGCAGUGUCACCAGUCCCUCAGAACAGUUUGUCUCAGACCUGGAUGAGGCGUCUUUUGCAUUUGGAGGAUACUGCAUACUGAAAGACAUUAAAUAAGGACACCAUGGACCAGAUAGAGGAUCAAUUCCAUCAAAGAAGUGGAUCUUUCUCCAGUGCUGAGCAUUUGGACUUGGACAAUGCCAGAACAGCUCACCCAUCCCUGUUCAGAAAAUACCACCAGAGCAUCCAGACGCUCAAACCUUUCCGCUGCUCCUCACCAUGUCCCCACCCUCUGGACAAUGCAGGCUUUCUGUCCUUUGCUUCCUUUGCCUGGAUGACCCCCAUGAUGUGGGCGAUAUUCAGGAACAAGCUAGACAUGAGCUCGCUCAACCUGUCUCCUUUGGAUUCAACGGAUACCAGCGGAGAAAGGCUGCAGAGACUCUGGGAGGAAGAAGUGGCGAAGGUGGGCCUGGAGAAAGCCUCUUUGGUUCGAGUGAUUCUUCAUUUUCAGAGAACCAGGCUGAUCAUUUCUGUCUUUAUUGGUUUCCUUUCCCUUGUGGCUGCAUUUCUUGGCCCGGCUGUUCUGGUCCAUGAGAUCCUGAAAUAUGUUGAUGCCCCAGAGAAGUCCACAGUGUACCACAGUGUUGGUUUGGCCUUUGGUCUGUUCAUCUCCGAGUUCUCCAAAGCUUUCUUGACGUCUUUGCAGUGGGCGAUCAACCUGCGUACCGCUGUCAGAUUGAAGGGGGCCUUCUCUUCAAUGGCCUACCAGAAAGUCAUCUCUCUGAGGGUGCACAGUGGCAUCUCAAUGGGAGAGAUGAUUAAUGUUUUGACCAGCGAUGCUGACAAGAUGUUCACAGCAGUGCUGUUUGGGAGCUUUGUGCUCUCUUACCCAAUUCUCUUCUUUGUGUGUAUCAUCUAUUCCUGCUUCGUUUUGGGCUACACUGCACUGACCGGAGCCUGCGUCUACAUCAUCUUCGUCCCCCUACAGUUUUUCUUAGCAAAGCUUAUCAACAUGUUCAGAUGGAAAGCCGUACUGAUAACAGACAGCCGUGUUCACACUAUGAAUGAGAUUCUCAGCAACAUCAAACUUAUCAAGAUGUAUGCCUGGGAGGAUUCCUUUGAGAAGAGGAUCACAGGGUUGAGGAUAAAAGAGAGGAAACAGCUACAGAGGGCCAGUUUUGUCCAGAAUAUGAACACCAGCAUGUCCAGCAUCCUUCCAACCAUUGCUGCUGUUGUCACCUUCAUUGUGCACACUUUGGUGGACUCAAGUCUCAACACAUCUGAUGCCUUUACCACCAUCGCCAUCUUCAACUCCAUGAGGUACUGCUUGGCUCUGAUGCCCUUGUCUGUGAGGGCCAUGGCUGAAGCUGCAGUGUCACUAACACGACUGAAGAAAAUACUGCUGAUCCAGAAUCCAGACCCCUACAUGAUAAAGAUGAAAGACAGUGACUCGGCCAUAAUGGUGAAAAAUGCGACUCUAUCCUGGACUAAACUGGACAGCCAGACAGACUCGUCACCCAGCUCAGCUAACGGGGUGAAUGGACACAAAGAGGAAUCCAACCAGCCAACCUUGAGAAACAUCUCCUUCACACUGCCCAAAGGUAACCUGCUCGGAGUCUGUGGGAAUGUGGGGAGUGGGAAGACAUCAUUGAUUUCAAGCAUUUUGGAGCAGAUGCACCUCCUUCAAGGCUCCCUCUCAGCUGAUGGGACGUUCGCCUACGUUUCCCAGCAGGCCUGGAUAUUUCAUGGUACUGUUCGAGAAAACAUCCUGAUGGGGGAACCUUUCAACAAGGCCAAGUAUUACAGGACUCUGGAAGUCUGCUGCCUCAGAGCUGACCUGAAUAUCCUCCCGUAUGGUGAUCAAACUGAGAUUGGUGAGCGAGGGUUGAACCUGUCAGGGGGGCAGAAGCAGAGGAUCAGUCUAGCCAGAGCUGUCUACUCCAAUAAAGACAUCUUCCUCCUGGAUGACCCACUAUCUGCUGUGGACGCACAUGUGGGGAAGCACAUUUUUGAAGAAUGCAUAAAGAAGGAGCUCAAAGGAAAAUCCAUCAUACUGGCUACACACCAGCUUCAGUAUCUGGAAUUUUGUGAUGACAUUCUGGUUCUGGAGGAUGGCGAGGUGCUGGAGGCUGGAGACCACCAGACUCUGAUGAACAAGAUCAACGGACGCUACGCUCAACUCAUCAGCAACUAUCAGUUAGAACAAUCCAAAACUCAAAGAGAGGAAGGUGAAAGUUCACCUCCAGAUGCUGUCCAGGAAGAGGAGCUUGAGAUAAGGGAUGGCAAUGACAGUGGGAUAGUGAAUCUUGGGUUUGACAUGUCAGAGGAAAAAGAUGAUGAAAGAACAACUGACGAACAAACUGGAGGUCAGCUGGUCAGUCAGGAGUCUGCCACUGACGGUGCUGUCUCCUGGAGAGUGUACCAGCUGUACUGUAAGGCAGCAGGAGGUUACAUCAUCACCUCCCUAAUCAUCCUGAACAUAGUCCUCAUGAUUGGAACCACAGCCUUCAGCAAUUGGUGGCUCAGCAUCUGGCUGGGGAACAGUAACAGGUCACCCAAUCAGACAUCAAGUCAAGACAACCUCUCUCAAAACUCACACAUGCACUUCUACCAGAUCAUUUAUGGUGCUGUGGCUAUUGUCAUGGUGGUGCUUGCCAUAUUCAAAUGCUUCUUUUACACCUGGAUCACCUUGAAUGCCAGCUGCAGCCUCCACAACAGCAUGUUUGAUAAGGUUAUCAGCAGUCCCAUGAGCUUCUUCGACGUAACACCAACCGGCCGCGUUCUCAACCGUUUCUCCAGAGAUCAAGAGGAAGUGGACAUCGUGCUUCCCUUCCAUAUUGACCCUUUCUUACAGUUCUGUGUGAUGGUCACUUUAAUCAUGAUCACCAUCUCUGCGGUCUUUCCGGCCAUGCUGGUAGCUGUGGUCAUUAUGGGGGCUUUGUUCACCAUCAUUCUCUAUGUGUUCCAGAGGAGUAUCUGUCAGAUGAAAAAGAUGGAAAACAUCAGCCGCUCUCCCUGCAUAUCUCUCACCACCUCGACUCUGCAGGGCCUCAGCACAAUCCAUGCCUACAACAAAAGAGACAGCCACAUAAAAAUGUUCAAGUCACUGAAUGAUAUUUACUGCAACCACUUUUCACUGUAUAACUCUGGGACACGCUGGCUAACCUUCUGGCUGGACUUCAUGGCUUGCACCAUGACUUUGAUGGUGGCUCUGUUUGUAGUGCUCAGCGGUGAUGAUCUCAUCAGCCCUGCCUUAAAAGGCCUGGCUUUGACGUACACAAUACAGUUGACAGGAAUGCUUCAGUAUGCGGUGAGGCAGUUGAUGGAGGUGAAGGCGAGGUUCAAUUCAGUGGAACGGCUGCAGGAGUACAUCACGGAUUGUACUUCUGAGGCCCCGAGAUGCAUAAAGGAGGCUCAGAUCCCCAAGGACUGGCCAAAAAGCGGAGCCAUCACCUUCCAGGGAUAUAAGAUGAGGUACAGAGAGAAUACACCCAUCGUCCUAAACGGGCUUGAUUUCCUCAUCAGAGCUGGAGAGAAGCUAGGCAUUGUGGGAAGGACAGGAUCUGGAAAGUCCUCUUUGGGUGUGGCUCUGUUCAGGCUGGUGGAACCAACAGAAGGAACUAUCCUGAUCGAUGGAGUGGACAUCAUGAGCAUUGGUCUGCAGGAUCUGCGCAGAAAACUGUCAAUCAUUCCUCAGGAUCCUGUGCUGUUCAUUGGGACAAUCAGGUACAACCUGGACCUUUUCAAUGACUACAUGGACGAGGAGAUCUGGGCAGUGCUGGAGAAGACCUACAUGAAGGACUCAAUCUCCAGACUGGAGGGGAAACUACAAGCACAGGUCCAAGAGAAGGGUGAGAACUUUUCUGUUGGAGAAAGACAACUUUUAUGCAUGGCAAGAGCACUUCUCCGCAACUCCAAGAUCAUUCUCCUUGAUGAAGCCACAGCAUCCAUUGAUGCAGAGACAGACGCUUUGAUACAGAAAACCAUCAAAGAAGCCUUCCAGGACUGCACCAUGCUCACUAUUGCUCAUCGUAUCAACACUGUGAUAGACGCAGAUCUUAUCCUGGUCAUGGACAAUGGAGAGGUGGCAGAGUUAGAUCAUCCUGAUGUGCUGAAGCAAAGACCUGACUCUCUUUUCUCCUCACUCCUGAAUGCUGCUAACACUGUGAACACCUGAACCACUGAAGGGUCUGAGACACAACAGCAACACAAAUCAGCAAUUACAGCAACUAAACUAGAGUAAAUUAUUUCAACAACCAUUUGUUAAAUACACUGAUUCUCUGUCAUACUGAUUGAUUUCAUAAAAAAGAAAACACCAACUAAUUUUGAGAGAAAUCUGUAUUUUCGAGAAGUUUUUUGAUAAAAGCUGCCCCUUGUUGAGAUCAGUGAAUCUCAAGUUUUAGGGCUUUUAAUUUGAUCUUUGUAUUGGCUCUUUGAAAGCCAUUUGGUUUAUAAUUUAUAUGGCACUACUCUGAAGACAAAAGAUUGAGUUUGUGUUUGUUGACUUCCUGUUUGUUCAAAAUUAUUAGUAGAGAGCAAAGAAUAAGUAACAAAAAACAAAUAAAACAUAUAACAUCUAGAGGUGUGUGCAACAUAACAUGAAAGAGGUUGAGCUGAACAAUAUGUAGUAAUAUUGUAACUUGAAAAAAAAGACCUACAUUUUAACUUCUCUUUUGACACAGGCCGUUAUUGUGCAUGCUUGGGUUAAUUAAAUAUAGAAGUAUUUUAAAAAUAAAACAUUGUAAAGAUCCUGUUGAUUUAUUUUCUGAUUUACACUCAAGAAAACACCAUCAUUGAUAGUGAAA